AUGCCUGCCACAGGUCAGGUGUUCACAGCAUUUUACAUCAGAGCAGCCGACAAGCCCCUCCGGGGAGUGACGUCCUCGGACUUGCCUACCGAGGGAACAAAUAGUCACUCCAUGGAGCUCACUUCCGCUUUUGCUUCUCACUUCGGUAAGGUUGAUUCAGUUCAUCCAGAAUGUGAAAUAAUUUCAGAGCUUUUGAAAGCAGAGACUCUUUGCUUAGAAAAACAGUACAAUGAAUCAUCCUUCAAAGAAAGGCACGUGUGCAAAACUGAAUGGGAUGGUCUACAAUGCUGGCCCAGAGUUGCAGUUGGUGAGGUCGUCAGUGUGACAUGUCCAGAUUUCUUUCGAUAUUUUACAGCUAAACAAGGACAUGUCUAUAGAAACUGCACACAACGGGGCUGGACCUACUCAUUCCCACCAUACCCUGACGCCUGUGACUUUGAUACUGACACAGACAUGGAACCAGAGAAUAUGAAAUUGUACUACUCAACAUUUCAACACAUCUACACUGCAGGUUAUUCCACGUCACUGGUUUCACUAAUAACAGCCAUUGUUGUUUUUGCUGUUUUCAGGAAGUUCCAUUGCACCAGGAAUUAUAUCCACAUGAACCUGUUUCUUUCAUUCAUCCUCCGAGCCAGUGCUGUUUUCAUAAAAGACGCUGUGCUCUUUGCAGAUGAAAACAUGGAUCACUGCACCAUGUCAACGGUUUCGUGUAAAGCUGCUGUUGUGUUCUUUCAAUUCAGCAUUCUGGCCAAUUUCUCCUGGUUACUGGUGGAAGGCAUGUACCUGCAGACACUUCUGGCACUAACGUUUGUUUCAGAGAAAAAAUAUUUCUGGCGGUACUUUUUGGUGGGAUGGGGUGCUCCAGUUACAGUAAUGACUACAUGGGUACUCACUAGGAUCUAUCAUGAUAACCAUGGAUGCUGGGAUGACAAUGAAGAUACCACAGUUUGGUGGAUCAUCAGGUGCCCAAUACUUUUUGCAGUUUUUGUCAACUUUGUUAUAUUUGUGAACGUUAUCAGAAUACUGAUACAGAAGCUGAAGACACCAGCUGUGGGAGGGAAUGAUUCAAGCCACUUCAUGAGGCUUGCAAAAUCAACUCUGCUUCUCAUUCCACUGCUUGGAGUUCACUAUAUUAUCUUCGCAUUCUUCCCAGAAAACACUGGAAUAGAUGCAAGAUUAUAUAUUGAGCUUGGAUUAGGCUCUUUUCAGGGUUUUUUUGUGGCUUUACUUUAUUGUUUCUUAAAUGGAGAGGUUCAGGCAGAACUGAAGAAACGUUUAGAAAGGUGGCAUGGCGAGGGAUAUUUGAGUUUUAAAAAGAAACACCGAACCUUGUCCUCAGACAGCAGCACUGUGAAUUUCGUGUCUCAGCUCACUGAACUUGAAAGACUUAGCCCUAAAAGAAGACCAUCUAGAUACCACAACUGUAUUUCCUCUGUGUGAUGUACAUUUGGUUGGCCACCUAAAGCCAUGUGCUAUGCCAUUUUUAAGGUAUUGCUUGUUUGGAGGACCAGAUGGUUCUGUGCAUUGGUAUGUGUCAUAUGAAGUCAGCAGUUCUUGACAAAAUUUGUGUUUAAAUGCUUUCUGGUGCUCCAAGUUCAGUUCCUAGUGGACACAUGUGCACAUAACAAAUUAUUUUGCAUAGUCUUAAGGUAAGGCUAAGGAAAAGCUUUAAAAAUAAUUAACAGAUCGAUUUUUUCCACUUUCUCACGAAUCAUUAUUAUUUUAAAUGUCUAAAGUAAAUUACCAGCAAUUUAUUAAGAUUGGGUCAUUUUAUAUGCAUUCUGGAACAAAAAAAAAGGUCAAAAUUCAGGGCAAAUAUGACUGUACAUUGAAUUUUGUUUUGUGGACAUUUGGAAAGAUGUACCUCAUUUGUUGUUGCAUAUACAUCCAAGAAAAACAUAAUAAUACACGUACGCUUUUUUACUCUUGUAUGACAUACAGACAAAAAAAGAAUAUGGUCACCUCUCACUUUUUAGCUUUAAAACAUCCUAUACAUCUGCUCUUUGAAACAAAACCAAAAAAUGCAUGUUUUCUGGAAAAUAUGAAGAUAUACCAAAUUAUAUGCAGUAAAAAGCACUCGUGAGUAAGGGUCAGUCAGCACACCGAUUUCCUACAAGAAAUGUAUAGGAAUUCAAAAAUGUUCUGUAUGUCUGUGUCGCUCAUGGUUACUCUGUUUUGGAAGCAUUGUUAGCCCAUUCGGUCUAUCAUUUUUUAACACUUUGUACACUUACAAUGCAGCAGAUUUCUGAGAACUCCCUGUUGUAGUGUUUUUUUCCCCCUAGUGUGUCUCUUUUUGCAUAUACGGUUUAUGAUCGCUCGUUGUGAUCACUUGAACUUCCUCUGCUAGUAUCGAGGACGUUUUUCUAAUGAGAUUAAAAAAAAAACAAAACAUUUGCGAGCAAACUUUCCUUCACUCAGGGCGCUGACAGCUUCUUCGCACGCGCUGUUAGAAAUGCCGUAAAUGAUACAAAACAUGACGCAAAACGGUACUGAUUCAUCAGGCACAUGUGACCUUUCCUUAGCCUACCUUAAGACAAUGGAUGUUUUUUGUAUGACAAAUGUAUUUUCCUGACUCUUUUUUUUUUCUUUUUGGCUUAAUAUUUACAUGUCUGUUAGUGUUGCUAGUAUUUGUGUUACAAAUUGUAUUCGGUGAUAAAAUGUAUCUUCCAAUAUAUUAUAUUUAUUCAUGUUUAGUUUACAACAUUCCUUAAAAAGGAAAAGCGUACAAUUCCAUGAACAGCUGUUAAGAAAUCCUUCUUUAUUCUAUUGUAAUUUGUGUAAGUAUUUUAGGGAAAUUAGCCAACUAACUGUUUUGUUAAAAUUGUUACAUAAGUGAAAAAACAAUAAUAAUAAAGUAGAAACGUGAGAAGAUUUUUUUUUGUGAAUAUAUAUUCAGUAUAUUUAUGAUUAAAUUAUAUUUUCCUCCUGUAGAAGUGAGUAUUAUUUUAAUAACUUGCUAUGGUGAUUCUGCAAUUGAUUCAUUUGUUUCCAAAAACAUGUUAUGAAUACAAGACUUUCCUAUUCCUGUAAUGUAAGAAGUAUUUACAUAAAUUACAUUGUGAUUUAUUUAUGUAGGUAUUUGUCAAUUUAACCAUGAUACUUGUAUUUAUUUGCAUUAUUAAUGUCAAAUUAAUCGCUAACUUGUAUUUUAUUUAUUUGUAUUAUUCAUUUUACCUUAUAAUCACAUUUUGACUGGAAAUGGGGGGAUAUUCUUUCAAUAUUAAAUGUUGGCAGAACAGACAAAGAAAACACCCACUCAAGACAAUUAACCACGGUUUUACAUGGGAUUUGGAAGCAUUUUGUAUUUAAAGUGGAAAUAUCCUCAUUCAGAUUAUAAAGCAAGUCAUUUA
Molecule: messenger RNA, 3350 nt
Organism: Acipenser ruthenus (sterlet)
Lineage: Eukaryota; Metazoa; Chordata; Actinopteri; Acipenseriformes; Acipenseridae
Product: vasoactive intestinal polypeptide receptor 1-like
Exons: 13
Coding region: 1-1440 (479 amino acids)
Biological process (GO): cell surface receptor signaling pathway; adenylate cyclase-modulating G protein-coupled receptor signaling pathway
Cellular component (GO): plasma membrane
Molecular function (GO): G protein-coupled peptide receptor activity; vasoactive intestinal polypeptide receptor activity; peptide hormone binding
Source: RefSeq, a predicted model, not a curated record